AUGGAGCCUACAUCUUCUUGUUUUCAACAACAACAACAAUAUGUUUCAGCUCCAAUGUUACCUUCAAAUUCUGAAAAAUUAAUUGUUAAUGGAAGUAGUAAGGGAACACGGAAACGUAGAAGUCCUUCAGAUAAACACCAGAAUAAUUUGCCAGUAAAGCAACAUUCUCCACCUAAUGGAAGACAUGUAUCAUGGAUAAAUUCGGGAACAGCAUUUUCAGCUUCUGUUGAUAUUGCUAAUAAUAAUGACUCAUAUUCAUCAAUGACUUCCAUCGACCAGCGUCGAAAUAGUAGCCAAGAUGAUCAACAUCAAGGUUCUGCACCCAAAAUAGGCUGUACAUCAAAUACAGGUCCUUCUCUUUGCCGUCGUGCUCGUCCACACCCUCUUGACCUAACUUGUGUAAAUAAUGCAACAGACACAAAUUCAUGUAGCAACAGUACAUCAACAACUACAGGGGGAGGAGGAGGAACUUCUUCAACUACAUCUACUAAUCAUUUAAUUUCUGGCAAUAAUAAUAAUAUUCCUCAAAAUUCUUCACUUUUAAAUAAUUUAAAUAAUCAAAUGGUAGCAUCUUCCCCUUUACUUUUUGCUCUACAACAACAACAAAAUAAUCCUCAAAAUAGUCCUUUACUUUCUGCAGCAAUUUCAGCGUUAAGUAAUUAUACUGGAGGAGCGUCUCCUUUAGCAGGAACUGGACUUGCUUCACCUUUCACUCAAGCUGCUGCAGCGUUUCAAUUGGCAACAAAUUUUGUUGCUAGUUUGAGUCCAAAUGGUAAGAAUUUUAAAAUAAUAAAUCAGAAAUCAGAAAAAAAUCAGAAAGAAUCAGAAAUCGGAAAAAAAUCAGAAAAAAUCAGAAAUCAGAAAAAAAUCAGAACAAAAUCAGAAAUCAGAAAAAAUCAGAAAAAAGUCAGAAAAAAAAUCGGAAAUCAGAAAAAAAUCAGAAACUUAGAAAUUACAUUUUAG
This is a messenger RNA of Meloidogyne enterolobii, 963 nucleotides long. NCBI's taxonomy places the organism in Eukaryota, Metazoa, Nematoda, Chromadorea, Rhabditida, Meloidogynidae. The record is from the annotation of a GenBank genome assembly.